AUGCCGUUCAACCUGGGCGACACGUUCCCCGAUUUUGCGUGCGAGACGGACGAGGGCCCGAUCACCAGCAUUCACGAGUGGAUGGAGGACAAAUGGCUGCUGCUGUUCUCCCACCCGGCCGACUUCACCCCCGUCUGCACCACCGAGCUCGCCAUGAUCUCCAAGGCGGGCCCCCACUUUGCGCACCUGGGCGUCAAGCUGAUGGCACUUUCCGUGGACGGGGCGGCGAGCCAUGCCGAUUGGAAGAAGGACAUCCAGGCCGUCGCCAAUAUACCCUCGAUCCCGUUCCCGAUCAUCGCCGACGAGAAGCGCGACCUGGCCGUGCUGCUCGGCAUGAUGGACCCGGAGGAGAGGGAUGCUCAGGGCAUGGCCGUGACGUGCCGAGCCGUGUUCCUCGUCGACCACGAGAAGAAGGUCAAGUUUGUGAUGCUCUACCCGGCCACCACCGGACGCUCCAUCGAGGAACUCUAUCGCGUGACAGCCUCGAUCCGGCUGACCUCGCAACAUCCGCUGGCCACGCCGAUGAACUGGACACCAUAUGGGGACAAGGUGAUGGUCCAGCCGACGUUGCCCCUCGACGAGGCCAAGAAGCGCUACCCCAGCAUCACCGUCAAGGAGGUCCCCAGUGGAAAGCAAUACAUCCGGAUGGUGGACAUGCCCGAGGAGUACGUGCUGAAGAACAAGGUCUCCGCCGACGUCUGCAACGGCAAAUGCCCGAAGAAGGGA
Molecule: messenger RNA, 726 nt
Organism: Mesorhabditis spiculigera
Lineage: Eukaryota; Metazoa; Nematoda; Chromadorea; Rhabditida; Rhabditidae
Source: the annotation of a GenBank genome assembly